AUGGCGGUCGUUGAUGAUGGCUUCGAGGCUCUUCUUGAGCCUUUCUACAACGGCAAGAAGCUGACCGACCCAAUUUCUACUGUCGGCGACAAAUUCCAGCUGCUUCCUGCAUUUUUAAAGGUCAAAGGUCUCGUCAAGCAGCACAUUGACUCAUUCAACUUCUUUGUCGAUCAUGAAAUCAAGGAGAUUCUCAAGGCCAACCGGACUGUCCGGAGCGAUGUCACGGGCUCCUUCUUUAUUGAAUUUCUGGAUAUUCGCGUUGAGAGACCGAAUCGUCCCGACUUCAAUGAGUUCCGAGUGGCUAACGAGAUCACUCCACAAGAGUGUCGUCUGCGAGACAUGACCUACGGAGCUAAAAUCCUGGUAGACAUUGCAUACCCAAGAGAGAAAACCCGGGUUGUCCGCAGAAAUGUUGAGCUUGCUCGCAUACCCAUCAUGCUCCGCAGCAACAAGUGUCAUCUUUAUGGCGCCAACAAUGCAGAGAUGGCAAAGAUGGGAGAAUGUCCCCUGGAUCCGGGUGGCUAUUUCAUCGUCGGCGGAACCGAAAAGGUCAUUCUCGUCCAGGAACAACUCAGCAAAAACCGUAUCAUUGUCGAGGCAGACGAAAAGAACAACAUCAUCUCUGCAUCAGUCACUAGUUCAACCCACGAAAGAAAGUCCAAGACUUAUGUGGUGAUGAAGAAGGAUCGACUUCACCUGUCGCAUAACGUCCUUGUAGAACCCUUACCAAUUGUCAUUGUCAUGAAGGCUCUCGGCGGCUUGUCUGACUUCGAGAUCAUGCAACUUGUGGCAGGAACAGAUGGAAGGUUCCAGGAUGACUUUGUGGUCAACUUUGAGGACGCCGCCAAGGUGGGUGUCUUCACACAACACCAGGCAUUGGACUACAUUGGUGCGCGCGUUAAGAUGGGUGGCCGGAGCAAGCCCGGCGGAACCAGCUUACCACAGCCACGUCGUAGUAACGUCGAGGAAGGUCUGGACGCCCUCGCAAACAUCAUCAUUGCUCAUAUCCCGGUUGAAGGACUGGACUUUUUCCCCAAGGCCAUGUACGUGGCCCUCAUGACGCGCCGUGUGCUGAUGGCACACUACGACCCGAAACUUGUGGACGAUCGUGACUUUGUUGGUAACAAGCGAUUGGAAUUGGCUGGUCAGCUGCUCUCACUGCUGUUUGAGGAUCUUUUCAAGAACUACUUGACUCAGCUCAAGUUCGCCUGCGACAAUACUCUGAAGAGAAACCACCGUGCUGCGUUUGAUCCGCUUGUUAAUAUCAGUACACUCGGCCGCACGAUCACAGAUGGCAUGAACCGCGCUAUUCAGACCGGCAACUGGAGCGUAAAGCGAUUUAAGAUGGAGAGAGCCGGUGUCACCCAUGUGUUGAGUCGACUCAGCUACAUCGCAGCACUGGGUAUGAUGACACGUAUCAGCAGUCAGUUCGAAAAGACCAGGAAAGUAUCCGGACCUCGUGCACUUCAGCCAUCUCAGUGGGGUAUGUUGUGUCCCUCUGAUACUCCUGAAGGUGAGGCUUGCGGUCUCGUCAAGAACCUUGCACUCAUGACACAUAUUACGACCAACAUCGACGAAGAACCGGUGAAACGCUGGAUCUACACAAUCGACUCUGGAGUUGAACCUCUAAGAUGUUUCUCGGGUGCAGAUAUCCAUCGCCCUGGCUCGUAUAUCAUUCACAUCAACGGAACACCUUUUGCUCUAACAAGGUUUCCGAAGCGAUUCGCGUCAAAGUUCAGAACCAUGCGCCGUAGAGGUUGGGUGUCGCCUUUCGUGAGCAUCAACGUCAACACGCAUCUUUCUGCCGUGCACAUUGCCACCGACGAAGGCCGCAUUUGUCGUCCUUAUAUCAUUGUCAAGAACGGCGAAUCUAAAAUCAAAGCAAGUCACCUUCGGAUGCUCCAGGCGGGCAAGGCUACAUUCGACGACUUCCUGACCCGAGGUAUUGUCGAGUACCUUGACGUCAACGAGGAAAAUGACACUCUGGUGGCUCUCACCGAAAAGGAUAUCACCAAAGCACACACUCAUGUCGAAAUUGAGCCUUUCACUAUUCUAGGAGCCGUAGCUGGACUGAUUCCUUUCCCGCACCACAACCAGUCCCCUCGAAACACAUAUCAAUGCGCUAUGGGUAAGCAAGCUAUUGGAGCUAUUGCGUACAAUCAAUUCAACCGCAUCGACACCCUUCUGUACACCUUGGUAUACCCACAGAGACCCAUGGUCAUUAGCAAAACCAUCCAGCUCAUCAGAUACGACAAGCUUCCCGCUGGCCAGAAUGCCACUGUUGUCGUCAUGUCCUACUCUGGUUACGAUAUUGAGGAUGCCCUCGUCUUGAACAAGGCAUCUCUGGAUCGCGGUUUUGGUCGAUCACAAGCAUUCAGGAAGUACACUGCCGAGCUGAACAAGUACGCCAACGGAAGCCGCGAUCGCAUCGGCGACCGGGACUUCAAUCAGAUCAACGACAAGCACGAGGCCCUGACUAGUGACGGUCUCGCCGACGUUGGCUGGAAAUUGAAGAGUGGUAAUGUCCUCAUCAAGAAAGAAAGCCCAGUCGACACGUCGCCUGGAAUCGGUAAUGAGAGGAGGUCAGACGAGUAUCGCGAGUGUCCUACGACCUUCAAGAUUUACGACGGAGCCAUCGUGGACACUGUAAUGGUGACGCAGACACAGUAUGAGACUCAGUUGAUCAAAGUCAAGACAAGACAGACACGUCGACCAGAACUUGGUGACAAGUUCUCCUCGCGUCACGGUCAGAAGGGUGUCGUUGGUAUCAUCGUCGACCAAGAGGACAUGCCCUUUUCUGAUAAAGGACUGUGCCCAGAUAUCAUCAUGAACCCUCACGGUUUCCCGUCUCGUAUGACAGUUGGUAAGCUGCUCGAAUGUCUAACAGGAAAGGCAUCCAUCAUCCAAGGUCGCAAAGACUUUGGCUUUGGCGAUGCGUUUCGCUCCCAUCCUCUCGAGGAAAUGAGCAGAAACCUGGUUGACGCCGGUUUCUCGUGGGAGGGCAAGGACUACUUCACAUCGGGUAUUACUGGUGAGCCGCUACAAGCAUACAUUUUCAACGGUCCCAUCUUCUACCAGCGUCUCAAGCACAUGGUGCAAGACAAGAUGCACUCUCGUUCUCGUGGCCCUCGUGCAAUUCUCACAAGACAACCAACCGAAGGUAGAUCACGUGAAGGUGGUCUACGUUUGGGCGAAAUGGAGCGUGAUUGUUUGAUUGCGUACGGUGCUUCACAGCUUCUGCUGGAACGUCUCAUGAUCAGCUCCGAUGGAACCGACGUUGACAUUUGUCAAAAGUGUGGUUUGUUUGGCUACAAGGGCUACUGCAGCACUUGCCGCACUAGUCGAGAGGUUGCCAAGAUGACAAUGCCAUAUGCUGCAAAGCUGUUGGUUCAGGAACUCAUCAGCAUGAACGUUGGUGUGCGACUGCAAUUGGAGGAUGAAUUUCCUCAUCCCAAGUAG
Molecule: messenger RNA, 3459 nt
Organism: Pestalotiopsis fici W106-1
Lineage: Eukaryota; Fungi; Ascomycota; Sordariomycetes; Amphisphaeriales; Sporocadaceae
Product: DNA-directed RNA polymerase III subunit RPC2
Exons: 3
Coding region: 1-3459 (1152 amino acids)
Biological process (GO): DNA-templated transcription
Cellular component (GO): RNA polymerase III complex
Molecular function (GO): DNA-directed RNA polymerase activity; DNA binding; ribonucleoside binding
Source: RefSeq, a predicted model, not a curated record